Molecule: messenger RNA, 1451 nt
Organism: Cyprinodon variegatus (sheepshead minnow)
Lineage: Eukaryota; Metazoa; Chordata; Actinopteri; Cyprinodontiformes; Cyprinodontidae
Gene: eif4a3
Product: eukaryotic translation initiation factor 4A3
Exons: 12
Coding region: 95-1315 (406 amino acids)
Cellular component (GO): nucleolus; catalytic step 2 spliceosome
Molecular function (GO): mRNA binding; ATP binding; RNA helicase activity
Source: RefSeq, a predicted model, not a curated record
UUCGGCGACACGUGCGUUGGUGUUAGCGGUUAUCUGAGCAGCGCGGUGGUUUGUAUUUCUAACUAGAUCUAUCAGGUCGGAAACCCAGAAAACGAUGGCUUCUGUCGGGACACAGGGCAGGAAGAGGCUCCUGAAGGAGGAGGACAUGACCAAGGUGGAGUUUGAGACCAGCGAGGAGGUGGACGUCACCCCCACGUUCGACACAAUGGGGCUCCGGGAGGACCUGCUCCGCGGGAUCUACGCCUACGGCUUUGAGAAGCCGUCGGCCAUCCAGCAGAGAGCAAUCAAGCAGAUCAUCAAGGGCCGCGACGUCAUCGCUCAGUCUCAGUCUGGAACCGGAAAGACAGCCACCUUCUGUAUCUCCGUUCUCCAGUGCCUGGACAUCCAGGUGAGAGAGACCCAGGCUUUGAUUCUCGCUCCGACCCGAGAGCUGGCGGGACAGAUUCAGAAGGUGCUGCUGGCUUUGGGAGACUACAUGAACGUUCAGUGUCACUCCUGCAUAGGGGGCACCAACGUGGGGGAGGAUAUCCGUAAACUGGACUACGGGCAGCACGUGGUGUCUGGCACCCCUGGACGAGUCUUUGACAUGAUCCGGCGUCGUAGUCUGAGGACCAGAGCCAUCAAGAUGCUGGUUCUGGAUGAAGCCGAUGAGAUGCUGAACAAAGGUUUCAAGGAACAGAUCUACGAUGUUUAUCGGUACCUUCCUCCCGCAACGCAAGUGGUUCUCAUCAGCGCCACACUACCGCAUGAAAUCCUGGAAAUGACCAACAAGUUCAUGACCGACCCCAUCCGCAUCCUGGUCAAACGUGAUGAAUUGACUCUGGAGGGCAUCAAGCAGUUCUUUGUUGCUGUGGAGAGGGAGGAGUGGAAGUUUGACACUCUGUGUGACCUGUACGACACUCUGACCAUCACACAGGCGGUCAUCUUCUGCAACACCAAGAGGAAGGUGGACUGGCUGACUGAGAAGAUGAGGGAGGCCAACUUCACGGUGUCCUCGAUGCAUGGAGACAUGCCGCAGAAGGAGAGGGAGUCCAUCAUGAAGGAGUUCAGAUCUGGAGCUAGCCGUGUCCUGAUCUCCACAGACGUGUGGGCUCGAGGUCUGGACGUCCCUCAGGUGUCUCUCAUCAUCAACUAUGACCUGCCCAACAACAGAGAACUUUACAUCCACAGGAUUGGUCGAUCUGGUCGUUACGGCAGGAAGGGUGUGGCCAUCAACUUUGUGAAGAACGACGACAUCAGGAUCCUGCGAGACAUCGAGCAGUACUAUUCCACCCAGAUCGAUGAGAUGCCCAUGAACGUGGCCGACCUGAUCUGACCUGAUGACAUCACAGCCCAGACCCCCCUCUGUUUUCUUUUUAAUGGAUCCUCGGUUCUUGUUUUACCUGUCCAGCGGGCGUUGGCUGUAAAAACGUCAGCUGUUUUUGUAAAUAAAGUUUUUUUGGUUUCAUGAU